Messenger RNA from Condylura cristata (star-nosed mole), 1633 nucleotides. RefSeq names its product exosome component 9 (gene EXOSC9). The coding region runs from base 88 to 1152 and encodes 354 amino acids. NCBI's taxonomy places the organism in Eukaryota, Metazoa, Chordata, Mammalia, Eulipotyphla, Talpidae. Gene Ontology annotation, cellular component: nuclear exosome (RNase complex); cytoplasmic exosome (RNase complex). The transcript is spliced from 10 exons. Gene Ontology annotation, biological process: nuclear polyadenylation-dependent rRNA catabolic process; U4 snRNA 3'-end processing; U5 snRNA 3'-end processing. The record is from RefSeq and is a predicted model, not a curated record.
CUCGGGCAGGUUUCCUGCGAACUCGUUUCUCCAAAGCUCAAUAGGGCGACCGAAGGGAUUCUCUUCUUCAACCUCGAGCUCUCCCAGAUGGCUGCCCCGGCGUUCGAGCCCGGCCGGCAGUCAGAUCUCUUGGUGAAGUUGAACCGGCUCCUGGAAAGGUGUCUACGAAACUCCAAGUGUAUAGACACCGAGUCUCUGUGUGUUGUUGCUGGUGAAAAGGUGUGGCAGAUACGCGUGGACUUACACGUGCUGAAUCACGACGGAAACAUCAUCGAUGCUGCCAGCAUUGCCGCCAUCGUGGCCUUGUGUCACUUCCGAAGACCUGACGUUUCCGUCCAAGGCGACGAAGUCACGCUGUACACCCCGGAGGAGCGCGAGCCAGUGCCGCUGAGCGUCCACCACGUGCCCGUCUGCGUCAGCUUCGCCUUUUUCCAGCAAGGAACAUACUUACUGGUGGACCCCAGCGAACGCGAGGAGCGCGUGAUGGACGGCCUGCUGGUGAUAGCUGUGAACAAGCACCGGGAGAUUUGCACCAUCCAGUCCAGCGGAGGGGUGAUGCUGCUCAAAGACCAAGUUUUAAGAUGUAGUAAAAUAGCUGCUGUGAAAGUAGCGGAAAUCACGGAGCUGAUACAGAAGGCCCUGGAAAACGACCAGAAGGUGAGGAAAGAAGGUGGGAAGUUUGGCUUUGCAGAGUCCAUAGUAAAUCAGAGAAUCACAGCAUUUAAAAUGGAGAAGAAGCCCGUUGACACCUCGGACGUGGAGGAGAAGGCGGAAGAGAUCGUUGCUGAGGCUGAGCCCCCCUCGGAGGUUGUUCCUGACCCUGUGCUCUGGACUCCUGGAACUGCCCAAAUCGGAGAGGGAAUCGAAAACUCCUGGGGUGAGCUCGAGGACUCCGAGAAGGAGGACGAGGACGAAGGCAGCGGCGACGAAGCGGUCAUCGUUGACAGUAGCAGAGUGGACACUGCCGCAGGAGUCUCUGCUGCCACAAGCCACGGUGCCCCCACCGUACUCUCAGACAGUGAGGAAGAAGAGACGAUCAUCUUAGAACCAGACAAGAGUCCAAAGAAAAUAAGAACACAGACCGUCAGUGCAGAAGGAAAAGCACCAAGUAAAAAGCCACUGAAAAGGCGGAGAAAGAGACCUGCUAACUGAAGCUCCUGUGGCUGUGCUUGUAGCCAUUAAAAGGCUGUUGGGCCGCACCAACAACCCCCUGGUGUUCUUUAUUCAUAAAUCCUUUGUAAAACCUGGUUACUUAUGUAGGUUUUAAGUAAAAGGUAUUUUCAUUCAGUGUGCGGCAGCUGACAGUCACUUCACUGUGACUGACGACGAAAUCAGCACGCUCAGCGAUGCUGAGGCUACACACACCCCAGUCCGCGAGCUGUGCAGUUGCUCGUGGGGGCGAAUGUGAAGGUGUUUCCCAAAGGCAAUGUUAGGGGAAACCUCACCGCUCCCCAUUCCAUAGUAAACCACUUUUUUCUCCGAAGUCCUGGAGUCAGGUUUUUACCUUACAUUUGAUAUCGCAACCAGGUUUUCCAAAUCAAUUUAUUCAUAUUCUCCUCUGAACAGCUGGCAUCUUUCAUACUUCCCACAGAAGCACUUAGAGUAACCAGACAUCUAGGAUAGUCACAUGUAC